AUGUCUGACAUCGGGGCCUACUACAACAUCAUCGUGUUCAGCCUCUCCGCGGGCUACGUACUCAUCAGCGGAUUGGGGUGCGUGUGCUACUUCGAAAUGCGGGCCCUGGAGGACCGGGUGGGCGAGCUGCGCGACGGCGAGUGGAAACUGCAUGCGCGUCUACGAGAUUACAGAGAGUCUAUCAAACAUGACGAGGAGCGGCUGCAGGAGCUCGAGGAGCAGGUGGAGGAACUGAAGCAACGGCUGGCCGAGAUGAAGGCGACCCAAUACCCGAUCCGGGUGGCGGAGACCGAUGAAGAGUUGUUGCUGGAUAUCAGCGCAGAAAUGGAGGAACGAGCAGCAAUUGAGAAUUGA
Messenger RNA from Aspergillus aculeatinus CBS 121060, 354 nucleotides. RefSeq lists its product as uncharacterized. NCBI's taxonomy places the organism in Eukaryota, Fungi, Ascomycota, Eurotiomycetes, Eurotiales, Aspergillaceae. Bases 1 to 354 code for a protein of 117 amino acids. The transcript has a single exon. The record is from RefSeq and is a predicted model, not a curated record.